CUUGAACCUUUGGACAGUGGAGGUCAGUGUUGUGAAGAUGAGUUUGGUAGGAGGAUACUCGAUGCCGCAGACUUACGGCCAUGCCACGAUGGGGCACACGCCUUCCCCCGAGGCACUAUACUCGCCUUACUAUUCCCACCCGAGUCCCCCCGGGCAGGCGCUGUACCCAGGCUGGGGCUAUUCUCCCCCAGGCUACUCUCCAGGGUAUUCGUCCGAGGUAGCCGUAGCCUGUCAGGAAUAUGGCGUGUCCGGAGGCUUUGUCGUGGGUCCCGGUUCCCCGCACGACCUCGGGGGCGACUACACAAUUGAAAUGGUGGACGGCUGCGGCCGCGUGGUGAAGCGAAGGUCGUCGGCCAACAAGAAGGAGCGUCGGCGCACCCAGAGCAUCAACAACGCCUUCGCGGAGUUGCGCGAGUGCAUCCCCAACGUCCCGGCCGACACCAAGCUCUCCAAGAUCAAGACGCUGCGCCUCGCCACCUCCUACAUCGCCUACCUGAUGGAGGUCCUGCACACGGAGGACUCCAACCCCGCCCCCCCGCCCGAGCCCUUCCGCGCCGACCUGCCGCCCAGAACCAGACCCUCGCAGCCCAUCCCCGCCGAGCACGAAAAGGUUGCCACCUCCGUCGCGCCCGCUUCCCUCUCCUCCAGCCCAGAGACCAAGCGUGGGCGUACAGGCUGGCCCCAAGAGGUGUGGGCGCAGGAACUGAAGAAGUAGACACGCCCGCCACGUCCUCUGAAGGAAGAAGAGGGCGGCAAGAGAUAUAUUCCCUCAGUGUGAAAGAUUUUAAUGCGUUAAGAACUAUUAGAGGCUAAUGAUGAAAUGCUGAGCCAAGAUGGACAUUUAAAGAAAUCGUACGAAACCUUAAGAUUAAUUAAGGUUAUAGCCUCAGCACAUGUACUUAAGUGUUGUUUGUAACAUCCAAAAUAUCUGUCUAAGACAUCGUAUGAGAGACAGAGAGAGAGAAAAAAAAAAAAACACUGUAGAGAAGAACAUAUCUUUACAACCUGUGUUCCUGAUGUAUAUAAGCAAUCAUAGGUUUAGAUUCACGAUCCCCACCGAAGACAGAACAUUCCAGAACGAAUCGAUACCAGAGUUCAAAAUAGCGGGACCACAAGCGCACCACUGAUACCUGGCUGCGUCCUCACUGCUUCCUCCUGAUCCUCCCGCAUCGCCGUGCAUCCCCAGCGCGGUUCGUAACCUGCGCCUGAGUGUCCACCCGGCCGCCUGCACGAUACACGAAUACACAUGUUGCAGAGCUCGUGCCCAACCCCUUGAUGCCCCCAUACACCUCUACCGCCCACGCCCACCGCCCCACCAGCAGUCAACAGCGUCGUCAGCAGUCACCAUGAAGAGAGCCGUCACCUUCCACGUCGCCCGUGACACAAACAACUCACUUCCCCUUCGCUGGGAUUUCACCUCUUCGACUACAUGAGGCAAAGAACCGAAACGUCGAGGAUACUUGACAACGGCCCCAGACACAUCCCGCGGCGACCCUCCUUCUGGUACAAGCUGUCCAGCUGUUUCCACAGACGAUUCAGGGAAUUCUCCAAAUAAAGAAGGUCUUGACGAAGUUCUUUUCGUCUUUGGUUCCUGGUUUGCAAUUGCACCGAGCAACAGCCACCGAUAGUCAGUUCACCAGAGCUCAUCAUGCAACAGAGGUCGCGGUCCCAAACAGUUUUAUUUUGCUAUGUACUUAUUCAUUCCAAUUGGCUUGACUAUUUGAUCUUAUCGUAUCACAUUAAGAUGUAUUUAUUGUUUAUUACGCAUGUAUGAGCGCCCGCCCUCGACAUAUAUAGCUGUGGAAGCCUGUGUUGUAAAGUUUUUGUUAAUUUCGGUAUUUUUGUUUCGUUAAGACGAAUGUAAAACAAACGUCUCUAUCAUCAAGGAGCGUUUUUCAAAAUCAUUUCUAGCUUUGUAUCUUUUAAUUAUGACAUAAUUUUUGUUUCCUUUGCUUUAGAAUGGGUGUCAGAACAGCUAUUAUUGAGAGGUUGUUAUUGUACAAACUUGUUCUUGUUAUUUGUAUAUUUUGAGAGUUUGGUCAGAGAAAGAGAGAGAGAAAACAAAUAUGGAUAGAGAUGAGACAAGUGGUCCAAUCCCACCCUAUCAUUUUGGACGAAAGUUUAUGCAUUUAACGAAGUGAAUUUCGCAAAAUACAACGAACGUAGAUUGCCAAGGAUUGCAACCACAUUGUCUCUUUCCCUUCCAAGGUAGACAGACACAUGGAAAACAGCGUGUGUGUAUUUGAUUUACUUAUGUACUUGUAGCGUAGGUCGUGAUAAGUAGAUAUUGAAAGGUCGAUGGGUAGAUACUAAGUGGACAGGCCUUGUAAGGAACCUUCGAAAUGUUUUACUUCGGUGAGAGAUGCUCGCUAUUUUAUGAAAGGGAAAUAGAGAAAGAAAGAGAGAAAGGAAUAGAGAGCGAGAGCGAGAGUAAGAGUAAGAGUAAGAGUAAGAGUAAGUGUAAGGGUAGGUGUAAGAGUAAGAGUGAGAGUGAGAGUGAGAGCAAA
Messenger RNA from Penaeus chinensis, 2507 nucleotides. RefSeq names its product heart- and neural crest derivatives-expressed protein 2-like. Gene Ontology annotation, molecular function: protein dimerization activity; RNA polymerase II transcription regulatory region sequence-specific DNA binding; DNA-binding transcription factor activity, RNA polymerase II-specific. The record is from RefSeq and is a predicted model, not a curated record. The transcript is spliced from 3 exons. The coding region runs from base 38 to 715 and encodes 225 amino acids. Gene Ontology annotation, biological process: developmental process; regulation of transcription by RNA polymerase II. NCBI's taxonomy places the organism in Eukaryota, Metazoa, Arthropoda, Malacostraca, Decapoda, Penaeidae.